UGGCACAGGCUAUAAACAGCUCCUUAAUAUGUACCCCAUUUUAAAAUGUAGGGGUUGAAUUCGACCGGUGAGAAUUCUUUCUGUGUCGCUUUAUACAAUAAACGCUUUCGUUUCCCGUGAUUCUUGUUUAUGUGCGCCUACUUCCCCCCGUAGCAGCGCGGUGCCAGCGUCCCUGCCAAGUCAGUUUGAAAAGAUGAGACAAAGGCAGCAGUCCCCUCGGCUCGGCAAUGCGUGCGAGCGGAGCGCAGAGAGUGGAAACGGUUAUUUUCUUAUCGUUUCAGUGGGGAGAAACAUUCGAACCGGUCCGGAAUUUUCCCUCUGAGUAUUGCUGGAGUUAUAAAGGCCUUUUUGAAAAUGAACGACCGUUUGGAUCCCCGGGGCGAACGAAAAUGGUUACCUCAAAACAAAAUGGGUAGUGCGGUCUAAUUACUCGCUGGCGCUUUUCCGCCUUUGGGUCGCUGAGGAUUGUACUGGAACAAGGAUUUGGGGCUUUUUGCGUUUGAAUUGUACUGCGCAAUCCAGACAAAUCACGUGGGUCGGGAGUUGAUCGAUUUACGAAAAUAUUCACUAAAAAGAAACAUAAAGGGAUUACUUGUUGUCUGGAUAAAAGAGGAUUUUAUAGAAAAGCAACGACUGGCUUUGCUUGUCGUUUUUUAUGUAUGUCUACAAUGGAGACGCACAUUUCGUGCCUCUUCCCGGAAAUUUUAGCCAUGAUUUUCAGUUACUUGGAUGUAAGGGACAAAGGUAGGGUGGCCCAAGUCUGUGCGGCUUGGAGGGACGCGUCUUACCACAAGUCCGUCUGGAGAGGGGUCGAGGCCAAGCUGCAUUUAAGGAGGGCCAACCCGUCCCUCUUCCCCAGCCUGCAGGCCCGGGGAAUCAGGCGGGUGCAGAUCCUCAGCCUUCGGCGCAGUCUGAGCUACGUGAUUCAAGGGAUGCCCAAUAUCGAGAGUUUAAACCUUAGCGGCUGCUAUAAUUUAACGGAUAAUGGCCUGGGGCACGCUUUCGUACAGGAAAUCCCAUCCCUGCGGGUCCUCAACCUCAGCCUCUGCAAGCAGAUCACGGACUCCAGUCUGGGCAGAAUCGCCCAGUAUCUGAAAAAACUGGAGGUGCUAGAACUUGGCGGCUGCAGCAACAUCACGAACACCGGUCUGCUGCUCAUCGCGUGGGGCUUGCACGGACUCAAGAGCCUCAACCUUCGUAGCUGUCGGCACGUGUCGGACGUUGGCAUCGGGCAUUUGUCUGGUAUGACCCGGAGCGCAGCCGAGGGAUGCCUUAACCUGGAGUACCUGACUUUGCAGGACUGUCAGAAGUUGACGGACCUAUCCCUGAAACACAUCUCGAAAGGCCUGACGAAGCUCAAAGUUGUCAAUCUGAGUUUCUGCGGGGGGAUCUCUGACGCCGGCAUGAAUCACCUGUCUCACAUGAGUAGUCUUUGGAGCCUAAACCUCCGGUCCUGUGACAACAUCAGCGACACGGCCAUCAUGCACCUCGCCAUGGGGACCCUGAGGUUGUCAGGACUGGACGUUUCAUUUUGCGACAAGAUCGGCGACCAAAGUCUGGCCUACAUUGCCCAGGGUCUUUACCAGCUCAAAUCUUUGUCCCUGUGCUCGUGCCACAUCAGUGACGAUGGCAUCAACAGGAUGGUGCGCCAAAUGCACGAGCUGAGGACCUUGAACAUCGGCCAGUGCGUGCGGAUUACAGACAAAGGGUUGGAGCUCAUCGCGGACCACCUGACUCAGUUGACUGGGAUCGAUCUGUAUGGAUGUACAAAAAUCACUAAACGGGGACUGGAGAGGAUCACGCAGCUCCCGUGCCUUAAAGUUUUAAACCUGGGACUCUGGCAGAUGACAGAGAGUCACACUGAAAAAGUGAGGUGAAAUGCGCGAGAUCUGGGGGGAGGGGGAGGGGUGACUGGCGGGGGAGGUAAUUUAAGAAAAAAAGUAGUUUGCUGAGACGUAUAUUUUUGGAAUUCAGCUAUAAGACCAAAUUCAGUUCCGUCAGAUAUAAGAUUAGGUAUUUUUCAUUAUCUUAUUUUGAAAGCAUUGUUCCGCCCCUUGUUGUUGGGGCAUUGACAUCUAAAAAUUCGCAUUAUGUUCACUUCCUCCUCCCUUAAUGUAACGUGUGCAACGUUUUGGCUACCUCGUUCAUUUCUUACAAAUCCUGAAGAAUAAGAAAUUGUGCCUAGGACAUAGACCCCUCCCCCACCGCGUAGCACAGCUGAGAAUUGCACAAAAGAAUAGAUUUCACAUAUUCUUUUUGAAUCAGAUUAUCUUCGAAUCCCUACCAGUAGUAGUAACACAAGUGUUUCGAAGCCAUGCCUGCUUAAUUCAGAUUUAACCAACUUUAUGCAAAGACAAAUGAAAUACUCAUUUCUGAAUACAAAAGCCUUUCAAUUUUUUGUUUAAGCACAAUUUACAGGCCUCAAAGCCUUGUAUCCAAGCUUUGAAUAAGGAGUAAGGAGUCCCUGCCGCUGAUGUAUUUUAUGCUUAUGUAAGCAAAUUCUUAAAAAAUUACGACUGUAAUUCAGAGCAUUGUACUUCAAAUUGAAGUGAUUGUUUUUUAAAAUACAAUUUUACAAAUCAGUUGUUUCUCGUUUAUGACUAAUUCCAUUGUGUCGACUAUUCAGAUUCGCUUCCUCCUUUAAGGUAAGGAAAAUCAUUUGUAAUGGAAAAUGUAAAAAAUCGGAAUUGAUGCUAAAGGGGGCUGCGAAAAAUAAAAAAAACCAGAAACGAUUGAUUUGGCUUGUUUUGUUUUCGUGGGCCUGUGGAACAUGACGUAUCGAUCUGCAGUAUCUACUGAGUCCUGCUGAGAAUCUACUGUGUCGAAAUGUACUGUAAGUGUAUUUGUAAAAAAAAAAA
Megalops cyprinoides (Indo-Pacific tarpon) is the source of this 2858-nucleotide messenger RNA. Its product is annotated as F-box/LRR-repeat protein 14-like. Gene Ontology annotation, molecular function: protein binding. The transcript has a single exon. Gene Ontology annotation, biological process: SCF-dependent proteasomal ubiquitin-dependent protein catabolic process. Bases 660 to 1877 code for a protein of 405 amino acids. Lineage: Eukaryota; Metazoa; Chordata; Actinopteri; Elopiformes; Megalopidae. Gene Ontology annotation, cellular component: SCF ubiquitin ligase complex. The record is from RefSeq and is a predicted model, not a curated record.